Messenger RNA from Thlaspi arvense, 1269 nucleotides. Lineage: Eukaryota; Viridiplantae; Streptophyta; Magnoliopsida; Brassicales; Brassicaceae. The record is from the annotation of a GenBank genome assembly.
AUGGGUUCUAGCAAGAAAUCGAAACCUAACUUAUUGGGUAAGCGAAAGCCGGAAGAUGAUUUGGCGACCAAACCGAUUCCGAAGAGACAUAAGGAGAAGGAGAUAACGAAAGAGCAGUUGAAAGGAAGGGUCGAGCUGUUGGAGACAAAGUCUGAUCAGGCUAAGCCUUCACUACACGCAUCCAACAAGGGCAGGCGUGUGAGCUGUGGCUAUAUUGAGUUUGCUUCUGCUGACGAAGCAAAGAAUGUGAGGGUGCUGGAAAAGAAGAACGAUGUUGGACAAGUCGUUCGUGUUCGGCGUCUUGUGAAUAAUCCGAUUAAGUAUAGAAGCAGUGGCUAUGUUGAGUUUGCUUCUGCUAACGAAGCGAAGAAGGCACUGGAAAAGAAGAAGGGUGAAUAUUUGCACGAUUGCCAGAUUUUUCUUGAUGUGGCUAAUGGCACAGAUCGAAAAUACAUUCCACCCGUCAUCAACUUCUUCGAAGAUGUUGGACAAGUUGUUAGUGUUCGACUUAUUGUAAACGAGGAGGGUAAGCAUGUGGGGCAUUGCUUUGUUGAGUUUGCUUCUACUGACGAAGCCAAGUGGGCGCUGGAAAAUAAGAAUGGUGAAUAUUUGCACGAUCAUAAGAUUUUGUUGAUGAAAGGACAAGAUCAAACUCCCGAUUCUGUUGAGCAUCAGUUUCUUCAAAGAUGUUGGACAAUAAAAAAAUCGGGCAAGCGUGUGGGCAAAGGCUUUGUUGAGUUUACUUCUGCUAACGUAGCAAAGAAGGCUCUGGAAAAGAAGAACGGUGAAUAUUUGCUCGAUUGCCAGAUUUUUCUUGAUGUUGCUAAGACAAAUCCACGACACAACCGAAGAAUCUUCAAACGUGUUGGAAAAGUUGUUCGUGCUCGGCUUAUGGUAGACCACAGGGGUGAGCUUGUGGGCUGUUGCUUUGUUGAGUUUUCCUCUGCUGACGAAGCAAAGAAGGCGGUGAAAAGGAAGGAUGGUGGUUUGGUUUAUGUUAACAUGGCUGAGAUAGCUCCAUACCCUUUCCGACGCAGAAGAAGAGUACAACUUGUACAAGCUUGCAAAGAAGCUUUGAGUUUUGUUAUCAAGAGCACAUUAGGUGAAGUUUUUUGGUGUACAUGGAGAGAUGACAAAGGGUACGAAGACAACCUUCGACGAGAAGGCCUUGGUUUGAUGAACAAGCCGAAGCUGGAGCUGAAGAAACCGCAGGCAAUCUUCUGCGGUACGAAGACAGUUCUUGCGGAGGAGGAGGCUUUGGUUUGUUAA